Neodiprion fabricii is the source of this 1071-nucleotide messenger RNA. RefSeq names its product peptidyl-prolyl cis-trans isomerase E-like. NCBI's taxonomy places the organism in Eukaryota, Metazoa, Arthropoda, Insecta, Hymenoptera, Diprionidae. Gene Ontology annotation, biological process: protein peptidyl-prolyl isomerization. Gene Ontology annotation, molecular function: peptidyl-prolyl cis-trans isomerase activity. The transcript is spliced from 6 exons. Bases 1 to 1071 code for a protein of 356 amino acids. The record is from RefSeq and is a predicted model, not a curated record.
AUGAGAGGCAAGCGGAAAUCUGGAAGAAGUUCGAAAGCCGGGAAGCGAAAUUCAACAGCAAAGUCGGAGUAUGACUUCUCGAAAGUGGAGGCGAAGGUCGACAACAAGGCGCCCAAAUUCAAUCCGGAUGUAUACCUCAAAUCACGGAACCUGCUGGCCGAUGCUGCGCGACUAAAAAUCAUCGACAGAGAAAACUUGGAGCUGGUGCAACGACUGAACUUCGUUUACCGUUUGGGUGGUAAAACGGACUGUUCAGAGCCGACAAUGAAACUGGGAAAGUCGAUGGUGAUAGAAAAAGCAGAAAUGGACAACCGCAGGAUAACGAGAGAGAACAAAGAAUUCCUGCGCGGUAUAGAAUCGACGAAGGCUACCUACCCGACGGCGGAAUUCCUCAGGGAUUGGAAACGCAUCGAGUUAAACAUGGAGCACACCGCGAAGUACCCGUUAAUUUGGAAACGCCCCGGGAGCCUUGGGGCCAAUCGAGCCCAAAUUACGAGCGACCCGGUGCCCGAAGGGGCGGACGGGAUGAUCGCCCCCAAAAAACGUACCCGAUGCUUUUUCGACCUGAGACUAAAAAAAUCCGGGGAUGACCUGGGCCGAAUCGUCUUCGAACUCUACGACGAUAUCGUCCCGAUAACUUGCGAGAAUUUUGCCGCUUUAUGCCGCGGUCACGAGGGACUUUCGUACAGGGGGACGCCGUUUCACCGAAUAGUACCAGGUUACUGGUGCCAAGGGGGAGAUGUGACGAAGUUCAACGGUACGGGAGGCGUUUCGAUAUACGGUGAAAAGUUCAGGGACGAAAAUUUCAUCCUCCGACACGCAGGUUCCGGGAUUCUCUCAAUGUGGAACGACGGGCCAGACAAGAACGACUCGAAGUUCAACAUCAGCUUCAAAUCCCUGCCGACGAUGGACGGGAAGAGGGUUGUUUUCGGAAAAAUAAUUCGCGGCUUGACCAAUAUUUACAAGAUCGAGGAAUUGGGAUGCAGCGCUGGUAAACCGAUCAAAAUAGCCAUUGUAUCAAACUGCGGGGUUUUACGCAACGGAAGUCGAAAAAAUCCAGAGGGAAUCUAA